AUGCCAGUCUCCUUUUUCUUUCCCCUUUCUUGCUUUCUUUUGUCCUCUGGCCUUUAUCACUUUUGGGCGAGUCUCUCGGCUCGCCCCCCUCCGCACAGCCCUCUGGUUGAGCUCACAGUGUGGGCCAUGGCCAGAGCUCUGUUGCGAGUCGGUGCCUCCCUUGGACAGGUCGCCACACCGUCAGGAUCUGGGCCCUCGAGACAGACGUCCGUCCACUCUAUGGAUGGCUUCGGGCGCAAGUUCACUUGCGAUGGCACUGCGUAUCAAGGAGGAAUUCCGUUUCAAGCUAGGGAGUGCAUGCCCCCAUCUGUUAGCCCAGUAUAA
This is a messenger RNA of Trematosphaeria pertusa, 324 nucleotides long. RefSeq lists its product as uncharacterized. The record is from RefSeq and is a predicted model, not a curated record. NCBI's taxonomy places the organism in Eukaryota, Fungi, Ascomycota, Dothideomycetes, Pleosporales, Trematosphaeriaceae. The coding region runs from base 1 to 324 and encodes 107 amino acids. The transcript has 2 exons.